AUGAGCGCAAUCGCAUCCAACGAGGCCCCCAUCAUUGCCCAGGCUCAGGUAGAUGGGGCUGCCCUGGCCGGCACCGCGACGGAGAAGCGCCUGGGUCAUGGUUCCAUUGAUGUGACCUCUUUUCAGGACACUAACUCUUCAGAUGACGACGAGGUGACAGAGGCCGACCUUCACACUCUUCGUCGAGUCUCAGGGAAGAUCCCUUGGCCUGCGUUCACCGUUGCCUUUGUCGAGUUGUGCGAGCGAUUCUCCUACUAUGGCACGACUGUCGUCUUUGUCAAUUUUAUUCAGCAACCUCUCCCUGAAGGGUCAACGACCGGUGCCGGUCAUUCUGGCCAGUCUGGUGCGCUGGGAAUGGGCCAGCGAGCCUCGACGGGCCUCGUGACCUUUAACCAAUUUUGGGCAUAUGUGAUGCCAUUGCUGGGCGCAUACAUCGCCGAUGCUCACUGGGGUCGCUACAAAACCAUCCAUGGCGCCAUUGUCUGUGCAAUUAUAGGCCAUGUCAUCCUGACAGCCUCGGCAGCUCCCAGCGUCAUUUCCCACGGCAGCUCUGCGCUCGCCGCUUUCACCAUUGGUCUCAUCAUUCUGGGUGUUGGGACUGGUGGCUUCAAGUCCAACAUCGCUCCACUGUUGGCCGAACAACAAACCGAGACCAAGAAGAGGAUCAAAGUGCUCGCUUCGGGAGAACGUGUCAUUGUCGAUCCAACCGUGACGACGUCUCGAAUCUUCCUAUACUUCUAUCUCUGCAUCAACAUUGGUUCACUGGUCGGACAAAUCGGCAUGGUUUACUGCGAGAAAUAUGUCGGUUUCUGGCUCGCCUACAUGCUCCCCACAUGUUUGUUCUUAUUUGCUCCCGUCGUGCUCAUGGUCUGCCGCAAGCGAUACGUCUUGACUCCUCCCACCGGCUCGGUGGUGGCCAAGUUCUGGCACCUGUGGAUCUAUGCAUCCAAGGGUCGAUGGAGCAUCAACCCCGUCACCGCGUACAAGAACCUGUCGGCUCCGGAUUUCUGGGAGCGCGUAAAGCCUUCCAACAUCCCCGCCGCUGAACGACCCGCAUGGAUGACGUUCGACGACGCCUGGGUUGAAGAAAUCCGCCGUGGACUCAAGGCGUGCGCCGUCUUUUUAUACCUGCCUCUUUACUGGCUUGCGUAUGGCCAGAUGACAGGCAACCUUACCUCUCAAGCUGCUGUCAUGGAACUAAAUGGCGUCCCCAACGACAUCAUCCAAAACCUCAACCCCAUCUCCAUCAUCAUCUUCAUCCCCUUGAUGGAUUUCAUCGUCUACCCGGCCCUCCGCAAAGCACGCAUCAACUUCACCCCGAUCAAGCGUAUCGCGUUCGGCUUCGCGCUCGCCAGUCUUGCCAUGGUUUCGGCCUGCGUCAUUCAAGUGUACAUCUACCGCAAGUCGCCGUGUGGCCACCACGCCUCCGACCCAGACUGCUCCGGCCCGGCGCCCAUCAACGUGUGGGUGCAGACGGUGCCGUACGUGCUGAUCGGCUUCUCCGAGAUCAUGGCCAGCAUUACAUCGCUCGAGUACGCCUUCACCAAGGCGCCGUACAACAUGCGCAGCUUCGUCAUGGCCAUCAACCUCCUGAUGAACGCCUUCUCCAGUGCCAUCGCCCAGGGCCUCGUCGCCUUGUCUGCCGACCCGCUCCUCGUGUGGAACUACGGCGUCGUCGCCGUCCUGGCCGGCAUCGGCGGCAUCCUGUUCUGGCUCAACUUCAAGAAACUCGACAGCGAAGAAGACAAGCUCAACAUGUUGCAGGCCAGCUCGUACGUCGGCAAGAGGAAGAGCAUCGCCAGCGUGAGUGGGCCGUCCACGCAGGAGACGUUGGAAGAGAAGGACCACGCUUGA
This is a messenger RNA of Fonsecaea nubica, 1854 nucleotides long. RefSeq lists its product as hypothetical. The record is from RefSeq and is a predicted model, not a curated record. Gene Ontology annotation, cellular component: membrane. Gene Ontology annotation, biological process: oligopeptide transport; transmembrane transport. The transcript has 6 exons. The coding region runs from base 1 to 1854 and encodes 617 amino acids. NCBI's taxonomy places the organism in Eukaryota, Fungi, Ascomycota, Eurotiomycetes, Chaetothyriales, Herpotrichiellaceae. Gene Ontology annotation, molecular function: dipeptide transmembrane transporter activity.